GGAGGGCACCAUGGACGACAGGGGUGAGUAGGCUUGACUUAGCAUAUCGACGGGAGGGGUGCUGGAGCAAUUGGUAAGGUGGUUGACUCUGGGAUUCUCUCAGCACUUGGGGUCGAGAAUAAGAAGAGAAGGACCUUUCACUAUCAUUCGAAUUAAUUGAAUACUUUAAGUCUCAAAUGAAAGAAGAUCCUGACAUGGCCUCAGCAGUGGCUGCCAUCCGGACUUUGCUGGAGUACUUGAAGAGAGAUAAAGGGGAGACACUCCAGGGCCUGAGGGCGAAUCUCACCAGGGCCAUAAAAACCCUGUGUGGCGUGGACUCCUCCGUGGCCGUGUCCUCAGGCGGGGAGCUCUUCCUGCGCUUCAUCAGCCUUGCCUCCCUGGAAGACUCGGAUUACUCCAAAUGUAAAGAAACCAUGAUUGAGCGGGGAGAGCUUUUUCUCAGGAGAAUAUCACUGUCGAGAAAUAAAAUUGCAGAUCUGUGCCAUACUUUCAUUAAAGAUGGGGCGAGAAUAUUAACUCACGCCUACUCCAGAGUGGUCCUGAAAGUCUUGGAAGCAGCUGUGGCGGCCAAGAAGCGUUUCAGUGUGUACAUUACUGAGUCACAGCCUGAUUUAUCGGGGCAAAAAAUGGCCAGAGCCCUCUGCCACCUCAACGUCCCUGUCACUGUGGUCCUGGAUGCUGCUGUUGGCUAUAUCAUGGAGAAAGUGGAUCUUGUCAUAGUUGGUGCUGAAGGAGUUGUUGAGAACGGAGGAAUUAUUAACAAGAUCGGAACCAACCAGAUGGCCGUGUGCGCCAAAGCACAGAACAAGCCUUUUUAUGUGGUUGCAGAAAGUUUCAAGUUUGUACGGCUCUUCCCACUAAACCAGCAAGACGUCCCAGAUGAAUUUAAGUAUAAGGCAGAUACUCUGAAGUCGGCGCAGAACGGACAAGACCUCAAAGAGGAGCACCCGUGGGUGGACUACACCUCCCCCUCCUUGAUAACACUGCUAUUUACAGACCUGGGCGUGCUGACGCCCUCAGCAGUCAGCGACGAGCUCAUCAAGCUGUACCUCUAACCACUGGAGCCUUUCCUGCCAGCGUACCGCUGCUGUAGUUGGGGCAAGGUGAGUAGCCUCUUGACCCCACGGUGAGCCAGGCCAAAAAUGAAUUGUUUUUUUAAUGAAGAUCUAUGGACUAAGGAUUUAAAAUCAUAAAUCUUGGAGAACCUUUUUUUAUUCA
Molecule: messenger RNA, 1218 nt
Organism: Diceros bicornis minor
Lineage: Eukaryota; Metazoa; Chordata; Mammalia; Perissodactyla; Rhinocerotidae
Gene: EIF2B1
Product: eukaryotic translation initiation factor 2B subunit alpha
Exons: 10
Coding region: 177-1055 (292 amino acids)
Biological process (GO): translational initiation
Cellular component (GO): eukaryotic translation initiation factor 2B complex
Molecular function (GO): guanyl-nucleotide exchange factor activity; translation initiation factor activity
Source: RefSeq, a predicted model, not a curated record